AUGGCAGCAGCACGAAAGCUGGUGCUCCAUUUUGACGUGAAUGAAACCAUAAUGGUUGGAGAUCCAGCGUCCGGUGUUGAUUUUGAAUCUUCACUUAACCACAUACUGGCCAAGGUCGCUUUUCUUGACAAAGAUAACAAGGAUUUCUGGCACGAUGGAACUCCAUUGGAUCUUGCAAAACGAAAAGACGGUGAGAUUCCGCCCUUGUUGACCAACUUUGAUGCGGAAACUGGGCCAGUCCUGAAGUGCUACGAGGCAAACCGGAAGAAUGCCUUGUGGCCACCAUCAAAAUUCACUGACCCUGGCCUGCCAGGAGAGAUUUAUCGCCCGCUCUUUGAGGAAUUGAAGCAACAGUUGCAGUGGAAGGCUUCAAAGAACGAAGUCUUUGCUCCAGAUGGCCAUCAUUUUUUGCUGCCUGCGUUCUUCCAUACUCUCGCAGAGUUAGAAAAGCAAGGCAGAGAUUUUACCUUGGUAAUUAGGACCUUCGGGACAGAUUUGCCGGAAGUCGCUCGGUGCUUGCAAGCCUUUGCCCGAGGAGAACAUCCAGAUUUUCCGCAGAAGUUUGAGCGCUUUGGCUUAGCUUUGGAGGAUGCGCUGUGGGUUUUACGUCGGGAGGACCGCUCCGAUGUCCAGAGCCCAAUCUACUUGCGGCGUUAUGAGGAGCAUUUGGGGAAGGAAGGCUUAGGCCAAGACAUGUCUGCACCUGACCGCGUGAGCUAUACUGACGAGCUUGGCCCUGAUGAGAAGGUGGUUGAUUUCAUCGCACCCAAGCCUGUGCUUGCCAUCAGAGAUGACUACCAUCACUGGCGCAAGAUGCGAUAUGUACCAGAGUCCGGAAAGCCGCUGUGGAUUUCAUUAGAUGAUGAUGUGCAGCACAUUUUCUUUGACGACAAUAUUCACAACAAGGCCCAUGACUCCAUUGUGGCUGUUCGGGCUCGCAAGUCUUCGAGUGAACCGUUUCGAGCUGUCUCCGGGGAGGUGACAAGGUUGCUCGAAGGAGUGCUACUUGUAAAGGCGCAUCCAGUGGAGGCAAUCCGCGACAAGGAUUAUUUCUUGCGUGAAAUCCAACGAUGUGAGGAGAAGUUCGAGCUGAUGUCGAAGCAUGGUAGCCUGCGAGGGCUCUUGCAACCUGCCUAG
This is a messenger RNA of Durusdinium trenchii, 1137 nucleotides long. The record is from the annotation of a GenBank genome assembly. Lineage: Eukaryota; Dinophyceae; Suessiales; Symbiodiniaceae.